AUGACAGAAGAGAAAUCGGUUGGUAUUCUAGGUAUCGAGUAUCAGUUGCCAUGUAACAAGAUGGAUGAAUCUGAGGUAGCUUUUGAAAUAGGUUGGGACAUAAACAAAAUUAAAAUAGGCUUGGGUAUGCAUGAGGUCGGAGUAGUUGGCUACAAAGAAGAUGUUGUUAGUUUAGCACUUUCUGCUGUUGAAAAUCUUUUAGUUAAAUAUAAUGUAAAUGUUAAAGAUGUAGGAAAAAUAGAAGUAGGAUCAGAAUGUCAUUUUGAUGGUGCUAAAUCAAUCAAAACUUAUUUACUUCAGCUAUUUAAAGACAAUGAUUCUAUAAGUGGAUGUGAUUCAAUUAAUGCUUGUUAUGGAGGGACAAAUGCACUUUUAAAUUGUUUGGCUUGGAUGGAAUCUUCGUUUUGUAAACAUAAGUAUGCUAUCGUGGUCUGUACAGAUAUUUCUAUGUAUGAUGAUAAACCCAUUAUUCCUACAUCAGGUGCAGGGGCUGUAGCAAUGUUAGUAGGCAGGGAUCCCGUGUAUAAAGUAUUACCUCACACUUUAUUUACUUACAGUUCUAAUGAAAAAGACUUUCUAAAACAUAAAUCCAGAUUUUUUCCCUAUGUUGAAGGUAAAGAAUCAAUAGAAGUGUAUAAAAAAACAUUUAAAAAGGUUUUUGAUGGUUUAGUUGACGAUUUCUCGCAUAAUAUUUUUGAUUACAUUGCUUUCCAUGCUCCUUAUCCAAAACUUGUUAGUAAAAUUUGUAAUGAAUACAAUAUACCCCAGGAAAAGGUAGAAGAUUCUUUGUUAGCAGCAAGACAUAAUGGUAACACUUAUACGGCAUCUUUGUAUUUUAGUUUAAUUUCGCUUAUAUCGAGUAAAAAAAUAAAAGUGAAUGAUGUUGUAUGUUUAUUUAGUUUUGGUUCUGGAUGUGUAGGAUCUAUCUUUUGUAUUCAAAAGGUUAAAGAAGGAUGUGAAAUUGAUGAUUUUAAGGAAAGACUUGAUGCAAGAAAAUCUAUAACGUUUGAAAAAUAUAAGGACAUUUUAGAUAACAUGAGUAAAUAUGUGAUAAAGGAUGUGGAGGAUGAGAAUAUUAAAGGCUAUGCAAUUGCAAAGGAAGAAAAUUAUUUUAGAACUUAUGAAAAAUAUUAA
Molecule: messenger RNA, 1134 nt
Organism: Vairimorpha ceranae
Lineage: Eukaryota; Fungi; Microsporidia; Nosematidae
Product: hydroxymethylglutaryl- synthase
Exons: 1
Coding region: 1-1134 (377 amino acids)
Biological process (GO): acetyl-CoA metabolic process
Molecular function (GO): hydroxymethylglutaryl-CoA synthase activity
Source: RefSeq, a predicted model, not a curated record